AUGGACCGCCAGGGGGCGUUGAUUGGCGCACAGCGUAUCCUCCCCAAGCCCCGCCCCCGGCGGCGCCUUCUAAAUACGUCCUUCCGCUCACUUCCUCCUCUUUUCUCUUCUCCGCCAUCCUAUGUGCGGGUGAGGUCUGUCCUCACCAUGUCUUCUCACAAGACUUUCAGGAUCAAGCGAUUCCUGGCCAAGAAGCAAAAGCAGAAUCGUCCCAUUCCUCAAUGGAUUCGAAUGAAAACUGGCAAUAAAAUUAGGUACAACUCCAAGAGAAGACAUUGGAGAAGAACCAAGCUGGGUCUAUAA
Rangifer tarandus platyrhynchus (Svalbard reindeer) is the source of this 303-nucleotide messenger RNA. Lineage: Eukaryota; Metazoa; Chordata; Mammalia; Artiodactyla; Cervidae. The record is from the annotation of a GenBank genome assembly.